AUGUGGAGUUAUGUGAUUCUAAAUAUCGAUGAUCAAGAGGAAAAUCUACCCUUGAGUGAUGGGAACAUAAUUCGUUUGUUAGGCGAUUCACCCAAACAUUGGUGCAUCGACAAGAAAAAAAGAGCCAAGUUUGAGGUGCUGCAACCAUUUGAGGAGCCCCUCCCGGUUCAUAUGGUCCAUGGAAAAUUGCACAGUGGCGCAUCAAUUCAAAAAUGCUGUCCGUGGAAUUCGGCAUUGACUAUUAUUAUCAAAACUGCGCUCGUUGUUUGCGAUGUGAGAGUUUUAACUUAUGUAAAUUGA
Messenger RNA from Caenorhabditis angaria, 300 nucleotides. Lineage: Eukaryota; Metazoa; Nematoda; Chromadorea; Rhabditida; Rhabditidae. The record is from the annotation of a GenBank genome assembly.